AUGGCGUGGAAGGAGCCACUGCAUGGCUUAGCUGCAGCAAUUUACGAUUCUCAUCGUAGUUUAGAGAGACAAUUCGUGACUCUCACUACAGUGGCUCUGGUACUCUCUGUGGCGGUGAUGGCGGCGGCCAGGGCGGCCCCUCAGGGCUACGGCGUCCCAGGUAUUGGUGGGUCUGGAGGAUCCGGGGACCAGUAUGCCUCUGCCCCCGCCAACUACAAUUUCCAGUGGGAAGUCAGCGAUUCUACUUCAGGCAAUGACUACGGCCACGGGGAGCAAGCAAGCAACGGGGUCGUCCAGGGCAGUUACUACGUGAGGCUGCCAGACACUCGUCUCCAGAAUGUGGAGUACACCGCUGACGGCUCCGGCUACCACCCCGUCGUCACCUACGAAGGCCAGGCCCAGUUUGGCGGCGGAGGUGGAAAGGGAUCUGGUCAAGCCGGAGGCUACUACCCCUAGUCCGCAGAAGUGGAGAGGGAUCUUCUGGUUAAAUCGGAGACUACUUGCCCCUAGUCAGCAGCGGUGGUGGACAGGGAUGUUUUGGUCAAGCCUGAGGCUACUUCCACGCCUAGUCCUGCAGUACGAGUCUUCGGAGCUGCCUUAACCGUACUCCUGCUUUUAAUAUUUCACAUUGAAAACUUGUGAACAAUUAUCUUCCUGUAAGUCAAGCUGGU
Molecule: messenger RNA, 671 nt
Organism: Cherax quadricarinatus
Lineage: Eukaryota; Metazoa; Arthropoda; Malacostraca; Decapoda; Parastacidae
Source: RefSeq, a predicted model, not a curated record